This is a messenger RNA of Kogia breviceps (pygmy sperm whale), 458 nucleotides long. RefSeq names its product small ribosomal subunit protein uS8-like. Gene Ontology annotation, biological process: translation. The record is from RefSeq and is a predicted model, not a curated record. Gene Ontology annotation, molecular function: structural constituent of ribosome. Gene Ontology annotation, cellular component: cytosolic small ribosomal subunit; ribosome. Lineage: Eukaryota; Metazoa; Chordata; Mammalia; Artiodactyla; Physeteridae.
UUCCACCGUCUUUCCGUGCCGCCAUAAUGGUGCGCGUGAAUGUCCUGGCUGAUGCUCUCAAGAGUAUCAACGAUGCCGAACAGAGAGGCAAACGCCAGGUUCUCAUUAGGCCGUGCUCCAAAGUCAUCGUCAGGUUUCUCACUGUGACGAUGAAACAUGGUUACGUUGGCGAAUUUGAAAUCAUCGAUGAGCACAGGGCUGGGAAAAUUGUUGUGAACCUCACAGGCAGGCUAAAUAAGUGUGGAGUGAUCAGCCCCAGGUUUGAUGUGCAACUCAAAGAUCUAGAAAAGUGGCGGAAUAACCUGCUCCCGUCCCGUCAGUUUGGUUUCAUUGUACUGACAACCUCAGCUGGCAUCACGGACCAUGAAGAAGCAAGACGAAAACACACAGGAGGGAAAAUCCUUGGAUUCUUUUUCUAGGGAUGUAAUACAUACGUGCAAAUAAAAUGCCUCAGAGGA